AAUCAAUCAGCAGAUGCAGCAGAUGCAGCAGUCUGGACUCACACUGAUUUUCUCUUCCUCAGUUUGCCUUUGAUUUUAGCUUCACAAAGAGGAUUUGCCAUCAAACUUCAAAAUGCAGCAUGUAUCUGUAAGGCUUUGCCUACCUCUUCUUCUCUUCCUCCUCCUCCUCCAACCUCUGACCUCAGCUGACCUGGAGGAGGGGGAUAAAGUGCCAGUGGAGGUCAUUGUUGACAGCUCCCCCUGCAGCACCACCUGUGGGCUGGGGGUUAAAACUCAGACCCUGUGUUUACUAAAAGAUGGCAAGACAGCGAUGGAGGAGGGCAUGAGGAGUAAAGAUGGGGCAGAGGUGUCGGAGGAGUGUCAUGUCCGCACGGUGAAGUGUAUGGAGUCGUGGCAGUGUGGCCUCAGGACAAUGACAGUGAUGUCAGGACAGAGAGUGGAGAUCGACUGUCUGGGAGAAGUCAUGGAGGCGAUGGGGAAGUUCUCCUGGAGGGUUCUGUGGCGUUUCGCCCGAGGAAUCAUCAGCUCUGAUGAUUCUCUGUUUGCUCGCUGGGAAGCUCCUCAGCUGGACAAAGUGAUUCUGGACCCUGUCAGAGAGGAGGACGCAGGGACUUAUCGCUGUGAUGUGCAGGAUGCCAACUUCCGCAGGGUGAAGAGGGUUUACUGGGGAAUCCGGGUUUUACCAGCUGGGGUUCUAAAUCUAGACUAUGAAAGCUCUCUGGCCCAGUGGGAGUCGCCUGGAAACCAGCAGAACAAGACUGUGUCAGACCAGCAUGACCACAGGACAGCACUUCUUCACAUGGUGCUGAUCUCAUUGAGCCUCGCAGGUGUCGGGUUUGGACUGAUGCUGGGCCUUUACUGGAAAGUAAAGAGGAACUGAACAUUAAAAGAGUUUCAAGUGACUUUUAAAAACCUUUUUAAAGCAGCUAUGAUCAAUGGUUUUAUUAUAACAAUGUGUCA
Molecule: messenger RNA, 960 nt
Organism: Lates calcarifer (barramundi perch)
Lineage: Eukaryota; Metazoa; Chordata; Actinopteri; Centropomidae
Gene: tmem81
Product: transmembrane protein 81
Exons: 6
Coding region: 113-880 (255 amino acids)
Source: RefSeq, a predicted model, not a curated record